AGGUAAUAGUAUAUAUAUUUAUAUAUUGGAUCAAGCAUCACCACAUAAACGCAUCCCCAUAACCGUACAUGUACAUUACAUUUGCCAAAGAACGCUCCCUACACCAACUUCAAUCCAACCUGUAACAAUGACCCCCCCACCCCCGCUCAAAGACCUCACAACCGAAAACAUAACCCAAAACACAAACCUCAUAAACGCCCAAUGCCCCUCCCCGCGCCUCCGCUACCUCCUCGCCCGCCUCACAACCCACCUGCACGACUUCGCCCGCGAAACCCGCCUCUCAACCACCGAAUGGUCCACCGCCCUCCACUUCCUCAUCGAGGUAGGCAAAAUCUCCUCCCCGCACCGCAACGAGUUCAUCCUCCUCUCAGACAUCCUCGGCCUCUCGCUACUCGUCGACGCCAUCAACCACCCAAAACCACCCGGCGCCACAGAGGGGACCCUGCUGGGGCCCUUCCACACGCACGAGGCCCCCACGCUCGAGAAUCAUGGCGCCGCCCUCUUCAGCGAUGGCGCCGGCGAGCCGUUGUUGGUCGUCUGCACCGUGCGCGAUAGGGCGGGGAAGCCGCUGGAGGGGGUCAAGGUGGAUAUCUGGGAGACGGAUAGUAGCGGGCGGUAUGACGUGCAGUACGCGGGCGGUGGCGUGGGCGGGCAGGAACGGAUCAUGGAUGGGCGCGGGGUGAUGUACUCGGAUGAACGGGGCGGGUUCUGGUUCAAGGCCAUCAAGCCCGUGUCCUAUCCGAUUUCGCAUGAUGGGCCCGUGGGGAGGCUGCUGGGAAAGCUGGGCAGGCAUCCGUAUCGGCCGGCACAUAUGCAUUUUAUGCUGUGGAAGGAGGGGUGGGAUUGUUUGAUUACAGCCCUCUACCUCCGCGGCGACCCCUACGAAUCCUCCGACGCCGUCUUCGGCGUCAAAUCAUCGCUCAUCGUCGACCUGCACCCGCUCACGGACCCUGAGAUGGCGAAGAAAUACGACGUGCCGCUCGGUACGCCUAUGUUGCAGUAUGAGUUUGUCUUGGUGUCGGAGGAAGAGGCGCGGGCGCUGCGGGAGCGGAAUUCCAGGGAGGCGCUGGAGAAGUUGGGGAUGCGGGUUAGGUUGUUAGACGGGUUGCCGGUGCCGGAUGUUGAUUGA
Molecule: messenger RNA, 1129 nt
Organism: Blastomyces gilchristii SLH14081
Lineage: Eukaryota; Fungi; Ascomycota; Eurotiomycetes; Onygenales; Ajellomycetaceae
Product: catechol dioxygenase
Exons: 2
Coding region: 128-1129 (333 amino acids)
Biological process (GO): catechol-containing compound metabolic process
Molecular function (GO): ferric iron binding; catechol 1,2-dioxygenase activity
Source: RefSeq, a predicted model, not a curated record